Molecule: messenger RNA, 1699 nt
Organism: Trifolium pratense (red clover)
Lineage: Eukaryota; Viridiplantae; Streptophyta; Magnoliopsida; Fabales; Fabaceae
Product: replication protein A 70 kDa DNA-binding subunit B-like
Exons: 8
Coding region: 106-1440 (444 amino acids)
Biological process (GO): DNA repair; DNA replication; DNA recombination
Cellular component (GO): nucleus
Molecular function (GO): DNA binding
Source: RefSeq, a predicted model, not a curated record
CUAUGUAUUUGAACCAUUUGGGUAUAAAUAUGUCUUUGUCUUUGCUUUUGUAUACUUGUGAUAUCAUAUUUUAUAAAGUAUUUGUUUGAGUUACUCCUUAAUCAGAUGGAUCCAUCUUUUGAUAUGUUGUGUGAUGUUGUUCCUGGAAGAGAAUCAUGGAGGGUUAAGGUUCGGGUUAUUCGUGUUUGGGAAGUUCCUAAUUUCUUGAAUCAUGACCAGACUAAUUCUAUUGAAAUGGUCUUGAUUGAUGAAAAGGGAGGAAAGAUUCAUGCGACUAUUAGGAAACAACUGCUGUAUCUUUUUAAGCUUAAGAUUAUGGAGGGUCAGACUUAUAAACUUUCAUACUUGGCUGUUGCACCCAGCAGUGGUAGCUAUCGUACCACUCUGCAUCCAUACAAGUUUUUUUUCCAGAUGAAAACCAAAGUCCAAAUCUGUGAGGGUGAUUCCAUACCAAAGUUUGGGUUGUCUUUUAGCAAUAUCUCCGAUGUUUUAUCCCAUACGGUUGAUUAUGAUUACUUGGUUGAUGUGCUGGGUAUAAUGACUGGUAUAUCUGUUGAGAGAGAAUACAUUAAAGAUGGAAGGGUUACAAAAAUGAUAGUCAUGGAAUUGACUGAUAAGAGUGGAAAAUGUGAAGUUGCAUUGUUUGGAGAUUAUGUUGAUAUUCUUCAGAAGAAAAUGGAGAAUACUUCCGAAGGAUUGCCGGUUGUAGCUGUCCAGUUUGCGAAGCUGAAGAUUUUUAGAGAUAAAGUUUCUCUACAAAAUGUCAUGAAUACUACUCAGAUUUUCAUUAAUCCUGAUAUUCCAGAGGCUGUCGAAUUAAAAAUUGGGGAUAUUUCUUCUGGGCUUGACCAAACCGGGGUUGUUCCUGUACUUGGUCCUCGUGCCAAACCUACUUUUGAAGAAGAUUUUAUCCGUGAUAAUCCAAAAAGCACUAUCUCAAGUCUGUUGGGUUCAUCUGAAGAUGGUAUAUAUGUUGUGCUGGGUAUAAUCAGUGAUUUGGUUGAAGGGCAGGACUGGUGGUAUCCUGCCUGUCGUUGUCAUAGAAUUGUCAGUGCUGAUUCUGGUGCCUAUUAUUGUAAAGGGUGUGUAAAGCAUGUCUUUCAUAUGGUGCCUAGGUUUAAAGUCAAGUUUCGUGUUCGCGAUGCUACUGGUGAUGCUAUUUUUGUUGUUUUCGAUUCGGAUAUGUUCAACCUUAUUGGAAAACAGUGUAGUGAUCUGGUUUCUGCUGGAAAGGCUGAAAAUGCUGGUUUCUAUCCAAGUGAACUGAAGGAUUUGGUUGGUACUAAACUGCUUUUCAAGGUUGAGAAAUCUUCCUCAACCCAUGUUUUAUUUGAUGGUUCAUUUAGGGUCAAGCGAAUUUGCAAUGAUGCAUCCGUUAUGCAAAUUUUCAAUCCUUCUCUGCUGCAAGUUUCUACCAAAGAGGUUGUUAUAGAUUAUUAAUUUCUUAUUCUUUAUUGAAAUAAUUCAAAUUAUCUAAGAUUUCAAUAUGUAUUUGUAGAUUGAUAAUAAAUCUCCUGAAUCUGGUGGGUUAGUUGAUGAUGUUGACGAUGAGGUUGUUGAAGAAGAGAUUGUUGAAGAAACUCAGUUAGAUGGAUUUGUCUCUGAUCUUUUGGUUACUCCUGAAACUGCUUUGGCUCCUCCUACUAAAGUGUUUGCUGGUGGUAGUUCUAAGAGGAAUUUGUCCAAGGCUUUUGAAGAA